GACAGUCGGCGGCGGCAGGUAAACUGUAGUACUUUCUUCUUCUGUCUAAUCAGCUGACCUUCCGGCCAAAACGUUGGACGGGGUACUGUAAACUGAGAAACGCACAGCAAACAUAUGGACAGGCAUCUCGAGCAGUCAGUGCGCGCACACACGAUCAUACGCAUAUUCGCCAAACUGUUGACCGGACCGAGAAAAUUUUAACUACCGCACAGGGAAUUCGGAAAAAAGAUAAAAAGUUAUUAGUUUUUCAUCCGACCUUGCGUUUUGGAUUUAUUUAUUUUUCCUGGUAUUUAACUGUUUCGGUUUGCUCAAAAUUGCACUUACCGCAAGCUUAAUAUUAAAAACAUAAUUUUUAAAUCACAACUCAGAACAGUGUUUGCCGGUGGUGACGAUUUAAAACGUAAAAUUCGUUAUUGUGUGCCGGUUUAUUAACGUUGUGUAUAAUUCUAGCAACUUAAACUUUUGGUUAUUUUUAAAAUUUUUGGAUACAUUACUAUUGAAUACGGACGAAACAUUGGGGAGAAAUCACGUGCCACCGGAAGGUGCUCGUCAAAUAACUUUGAAGACACACCGUUGACAAAAUAGUCAAUAUGCAAAGUCGUUUAACUUUAUUUUUAUCGGCCUGUACUUUGUUGCUGUUAUUGACUAAUCGAGAAAAUAAAUGUUACGUUCAAAGUGUACCGAUCUCCGAAACUUAUGAUUUGCCAGCAGGAACAGAAUUCAAAAAUGGAGUGCCAAAAUCAAUCGACCACGACGUUCAAGAAUUAGAGAAAUUAAAAAUUCCAGAUAAAGUUGAAGAAUCAGUGUCUAUUCUCAAAUCACGUGAAUCUGUGUACACAAAUAACAAUGGGAAAGAAAAGGCUAUAGAUAAAAUACAACAGCAAGUGAACAAAAAUGGUGAACUAUUAGCAAAGUUGGAACAAAAGGUGAUGUCGAAAAACGACAGAGAAAACAACGGCCGUCCAGAAACUAAUGUAAAUUUAUCAAUUGAUAUUCCAAGUAAGGGAAUACAUAAACAGACUUCAUAUACUUCAAAUGAAGAACCUAAAAAACAGAACUAUAAACGUUUUGACAAAAAAAACUAUGCUUCCUCAUAUCAAUCACCUGAUUUUGAUGGAGACGCAUCUCCCCAGGAUAUGGCUGAAUACAUUUUUUUUACCAAAGAUGAUAAAUCAGUUACCCAAGCUAUCGAGAAACUUAUUCAGGAAGGAAGGCUCGAUCGAGAAGCAGCAUUGGCUUACUUGGCACUGAUUGAUAAAGAGUUAUACCGUUUAAACGUUCGAUACUCAGAUACACCAUUAGACGUGAGCAAGGAUUUUGACUCGCCGAUUAAAUAUCACAAAAGUUAUGAUUCGCCCGAAUUCAAUGACAUCUUAGAUGAUACUUCUGCCGAACUCAAAGAAAUACAACAGAUACUGAGAGAAAAAUUUGAUAAACGCAAUAAAGUUUUAGAUGAAGAAGACGAUGAAACGCCACACGAUGACCGUAUGAGAAAAAUUUUAGAUGCAAAAAUGCGAUUAACUGACUCUCAGUACCAGCAGUUGUUGGAAAGUUUGUCAUCGAUUGACUAUACUUACGCUCAAACUAUGAUGGACGAAAUAAUUUAUCAGCUGGCAAAGGUCAUGUUCAAUCAAGCAUUAUACAUAGGAGGCACAGAAGCUCAAGAAUCCUUACAAAAAUUCACUGAUUUUCUAGAAGCUGAAGCGAGUCAAGGAAGAAUUUCUAGAGCUCUAGAAAAAAAAAUUUUAGAAUUACUGAUACUUUCAUUGUCGGACACUUUGAAUGAACAUCCUGAACUAUUAGCAGCAGCAAAACAAGGGUUCAGCAAAUAUUUAGAUACAUAUCCGAAUUCAAAGCUUGAUUCAGUACGGAAAGCAAAUGAACUGAAUGAACAUAAAACUAACAAAGUAUUACAAAAAAAAAAUUAUGCGACAUCUGUAAAGCAGUCGAUCAAAACUUCUGGUUUAGAGGAUGAAGACAAUGUAAAAAUAUAAAUUAGAAUGAUAUUAAGUGAUAUAUAUAUAUAUAUAUAUUGUAAUUGUAUUAUAUGAUUUAUUCCCAAAUCAUUUUAUGGUAAAAUUAAUAAAUUAAAGAACCCUUUUCA
Messenger RNA from Daktulosphaira vitifoliae (grape phylloxera), 2104 nucleotides. RefSeq lists its product as uncharacterized. The transcript has 13 exons. The record is from RefSeq and is a predicted model, not a curated record. Bases 591 to 1994 code for a protein of 467 amino acids. Lineage: Eukaryota; Metazoa; Arthropoda; Insecta; Hemiptera; Phylloxeridae.